This is a messenger RNA of Rhizoctonia solani, 1278 nucleotides long. Its product is annotated as peroxidase family 2 domain protein. Gene Ontology annotation, molecular function: peroxidase activity. Bases 1 to 1278 code for a protein of 425 amino acids. The record is from RefSeq and is a predicted model, not a curated record. The transcript has 13 exons. Lineage: Eukaryota; Fungi; Basidiomycota; Agaricomycetes; Cantharellales; Ceratobasidiaceae.
AUGCGUCUCUCGCUAGUCACGAUCUCACUCGCCCUCGCUACCUCCUCGACAGCGUUCCCUACAGCAGGACACGCUGCGCAGAAGGACCCCGCUGGGUGCCCAUUUGCUGCCAGUUCGGCCGGCUCCAAGCGUCAAUAUAACGCAGCUCCAUCGGGCAACUUUGAUCCAGUCAAACAGAAGAUUGAUGUGACUGGCAAGUAUGCGUUCAAGCCACCCGGUCCAGGUGAUAAGAGGGGACCAUGUCCAGGUCUGAAUGCUCUCGCAAACCAUGGGUACAUUCCUCGCAAUGGAGUGACCCCCUUUAUGCAGGCCGUCGAAGCUUCUAACAAGGUGUUUGGUAUGGGCAAGGAGAUCGGUUUGUCCUUGUCCAUUGUAGCGGUUGUUUUGACAGGCAACCCGACUACCUUGGAUUAUUCGAUUGGCGGAAGUCCGGGUGGACUCAAUAUCCCCCUGUUACUGUCAGCUCCUCAAGGCUUGAGCGGGGCACAUAACAAGUUCGAGAGCGAUGGAUCGCCUACUCGCUCAGAUUUGUACAUGAAUAACGGGGAUGCUAGCACUAUGAACCUCGAAUAUUUCAAGCAGCUCUCUACCAUGAAGUCUGAGGAGGAUCCCAAUGCCAACUUCGAUUAUGACACGAUGAUCACACACCGGGCUAAUCGAUUCAAUACUUCUGUAUCAGAGAAUCCCCACUUCUUCUAUGGACCAAUUACUGGGGUUUUUCUUCAGCCUGGUGCACACGGGUUCAUCCCCCGGCUUAUGUCCAACCACUCUGCGGAGGCUCCGGACGGCAUAUUGAAUCACAAUACGCUCAGGUCAUUCUUUGGAGUUAGCGGGAGUGGUAACAAUCUCACGUACCUGAAGGGACACGAUCGGAUCCCGGAUAACUGGUAUAGGCGACCCAAUGACUAUACCCUUGUGGAAUAUCUUUCUGAUGUAGUGUACGCCGCCGGAAAGCAUCCUCAGUUCAUUUCUAUCGGAGGAAACACCGGAAAAGUGAAUAGCUUUGCUGGGGUCAGCCUUGAUAACCUCACUGGAGGUGUCUAUAACUCGGCCAACAUACUGCAAGGGAAUAAUCUCGUUUGCUUUACGUACCAAGUGUUAUUGAACGUGACGCCCGACAUCCUAAGAGGCACCGUGGCGGGAUUACUUCUGACCAAUGUGCUUGGCCUGUUGAGUAAAACGCUCUCGCCAAUUUUAUCGGGUUUUACUUGCCCCGAGUUGAUCAAGUAUGAUGGAUCUGUAUUUAAGCCUUAUCCUGGUGCUGGCGCUGCUCUUUGA